Messenger RNA from Daucus carota subsp. sativus, 3025 nucleotides. RefSeq names its product microtubule-destabilizing protein 60-like. Bases 1409 to 2863 code for a protein of 484 amino acids. The transcript has 8 exons. Gene Ontology annotation, biological process: activation of protein kinase activity; regulation of mitotic spindle organization; mitotic spindle assembly. The record is from RefSeq and is a predicted model, not a curated record. NCBI's taxonomy places the organism in Eukaryota, Viridiplantae, Streptophyta, Magnoliopsida, Apiales, Apiaceae. Gene Ontology annotation, cellular component: nuclear microtubule; spindle. Gene Ontology annotation, molecular function: microtubule binding; protein kinase activator activity.
GAUCAAAGGAGAGAUGGUUUUAAAGUGUAGCAAGAGAAAGUGAAGUUAUAUAUGGAGGUGAAGUGAGGAAGAUUUGAAACUCUAGAGACUUCUUAUUGUGCAAGUUGGGAGUUUUUUUAUAUGAAAAAUGUUAAAUGCUGGCUUUAAGGAUUAAUGCAGUUUUAUAGUGUGUUGUUUAUAGCUAAAUGAGUUUAAUAAUGUUUUGAAAAUUGCUUUCUUGGGACAAAGUAUUAGCUGAGAUGUGAGGCGGCGUUUUACUUGGAUAUCCCGAAUCUUUGGCGUUUGGGUCAGGGCCAAUCUCAUGGCAGCUCGUUUUGUUUUGUGUUUUAGAUACAAAAUGAAAUACGUUUUGAACUGUCCCAACUCUAUGCAUGAAUGUUAUUUUAGUACAGAGUGAUCUCACAUGAGAUCAUACCGAUCGACAAGCAGGAGAAGUACACAGAAAACAAAUAUUUAAAAAUGAAAAUAAGACAAAUGAGUAAAAGAGAAUCCAGUUAAUUAGUUUAAAUUAGCUAUCACAUUGUUUAUUAUCAAAUGGGAGUUAUGAACUACUAAUGUUUUUAAGAUGUAAAGACGAAAGUACUUUCGUAUCUCAAAUCUCAAAACAAUAGGACGGAUGUAUGGUCAUUUUAUCUUGGAUGUCCAUUAAUAUUUCUCUAACCCUGUAAUAAAGUAUUUGGUAUUGAAUUACAAUUACAUUCCAAUAAUUCGAUAUUAUAGUUCAACAAAUUGUAAAACUAAAUUAAAGACCCUCUUUAGAAAUUCAAGUAUACAUUUUGACUCCUUAUCAUAAUUUAAAAUUAAAAAUAUUAUUUAAUUAAGUUAUAAACAUAUUGUACAAGCAAUAGGAAUAAAAUGAUUCUGAAUUACACGUUACAUGUGAGGUAAAAGAAGUUUGGCCCAACUCGUGUGUACUGCUCUUUAGAAUUAUUUUGUUAAAUGAGCUCAAAAUUGCUCAUUUGCUCCGAUGGUAAUUUAGUCAUUUUCAAAAAAAAUAAUUAUAAUAGUUACUCCUCCGGUUACAUCCAGUAUUUUACGUUUAAUAUAUUUUGAAAUAUAUAAAAAUAUAAAUUUAUAAAUUAUUUUUAAAAUUUUAUAUUUCUAAAUAAAAAAUUAAAUGUGUGCCCGAGUCAAUAUUUUAGACGUGUGCAAGAGGGAGAGAGGGCCCUCUGUUUUAAGAGAGAAAUCUGGAGGCCUUAAACAAAGCCCAGAAAAAGUAGCCGUUACAAACAGCGCGCUAACGUUCAUCUUCAACUCCGCUUCUUAUUUUUCAUUUUUAAUCGAAUCCACGUAUAUAAUCAGACCCCUAUCAAAACCCUAACAUUUCGCCAUUGUAUACACACAUAUACAUACACAGAGACCUUUAAAUCUAUCCGCUCGCCUGAAUCUUCAAUUUACUCUGUCUCCGAUGAGUUUGACCGGCAAAAACUCCGAUACAGUGACUCCGGUGAAAUCGAGCCGAUCAAAACUCACUGACAUGCCGAAAAAAUCGGAGAACUCGAACCCUAAUUUCGCCACUCCCAAUGCGAAGAAGACGCCGAAUUGCGCGGGAAACAAGUCUGUUAAGAAAUCGCCGAAGUCUGUACGGAAAAGCCCUCAUUUUGUGAACACGAAGAUCCGCGAGAGGCGAUUCGUGGUUGCGAAGAAGAUUUCGAAGAAAUCGAAUUCGUCGAGUGUGUCGUGUAAGUGUUUGAUUAGUGGUAAGGUGAAGAAAUGUGCUUGUGUUGCUUAUGAAUCACUUAGGGCUUCUCAGGAAGGCUUUUUUAGGGAUUUGAAAAGUGUCCGGGAUAGCAAUGAGGAUGAGAAUCAGAUAAGAGAAGAGGUGGAGGUGGAAGAAGCAAUUAAUUCGAUUGAUCGUGAGGCAAUUAAUGUUGAUGAGAGUGAGGUGAGUGGGGAGAUCGGGAGUGCGACUUUGAAGAGGAGAAGGGAUAAGUUGCUGGAGGAAGCGAGGCGGUGUGUGCCGGAGUCUGGGAGAGUUAUGCAUUUGGUUAAGGCUUUCGAGAAAUUGCUUUCGAUUCAAAAGUCCAAGAAUUUAGGUGAUAAGGAUGACAAGGAAGGAGAAGAUGGAAAGAAGGGGGUAAAGUGGGCAUUGCCAGGGUUGCAAUCAGAUAAGGUUCCAGAGACACAGGUGUCAGCUUCUUCCCUUUGUCCUUCGGAUUUAUUGCUUACUUCUGAGAGCUUAGGUUUAGAUUCGCUGGUUGGUUCUUCGUUGGAUGGCUGUCAAGGGAGCUUAAGUGUUUCGAACAGGACAUCUGGCGGUGGUCGGAGGACCAGACGAAAUAGUUUGGAUUUAUCUGGAAGAUUGGGUGGAAGGAAUUGGAGGCGGCAGCAGCGGAAAGUUACCUCCCAGAAACCGUUCCUUCUUCGAACUGAGGAAAGGGGAAGGUGCAAGGAAGAAGAACUUAUGAAGAAAGUGCAAGAACAGAAGAUUGAGGAAGAAAAGCAGAGAAUACCAGUUGCGCAAGGUCUCCCCUGGACAACUGAUGAACCGGAGCGUCUGGCAAAACCUCCUGUCAAAGAAAGUACAAAACCAGUUGAUUUGGUGCUCCAUAGUGAUGUAAGGGCUGUAGAGCGUGCUGAGUUCGAUCACCAGGUGGCAGAAAAAAUGAGUUUGAUUGAGCAAUACAAAAUUGAGAUGGAAAGACAGCAGAAGUUGGAAGAAGAAGAAGAGAUAAAGAGACUCAGAAAGGAGCUUGUUCCAAGAGCCCAGCCAAUGCCAUACUUUGACCGGCCUUUCAUCCCCAGAAGAUCAGAGAAGCAGCCAACUAUACCCAAGGAGCCAAGAUUCCACCUACCUCAGCACAAGAAGAUCAGGCCCUGCACGUCUUGGAAUGCCAUGUACACUCACCAAGGAGUGAUGUAGUAUUUUUGGUCUCUAAUAGUAUAUGGGAACUGCCAUAAAGUUUUGAAAAAGUAAAUCCUUUAGUGUUUUCAUCAUAUUUACAGUAAAUUUGAGAUAUCUCAAAUUCAAAAAGUGUACCUAUUCUAAGGUUUGGUUACAAUAAAUAUAGAAAAAUUAGUUGAA